This is a messenger RNA of Motacilla alba alba, 549 nucleotides long. It is a transcript of the gene IL26, whose product is annotated as interleukin 26. NCBI's taxonomy places the organism in Eukaryota, Metazoa, Chordata, Aves, Passeriformes, Motacillidae. The record is from RefSeq and is a predicted model, not a curated record. The coding region runs from base 1 to 549 and encodes 182 amino acids. The transcript is spliced from 5 exons.
AUGUUUCUAGAACAAGUACGGCACCUCUUCAUGAAGACCUCUUAUUUUUCAGAAGCCCAAAGCAAAAAGUCACCUACAGGAAAACACACCUGCCGAAAAGGACUCCUCUCCCAGGUGACAGAGAACCUGUAUGUCAAGGCAACUAGUUUAAAAUCAUCUGUUCCUACAAACUGCAGUGUUCGAGAUCAGCUCCUCUCCUUCUAUGUGAAAAAUGUCUUCAGUCGUCUUGAGGAAGGAAGUGCCAAGUUGUACUUUAUUAGUGCCUUCCAGGUCCUGCAAGCAAACAUGGAUGCAUGUAGUGAUCUUGUGGGGAGUGUGCAAGGUGGUGGAGAUCCCAUGGAGCCAAGCCACUUCCCUCCUGAUGAUGUCACCUUGUGCUGCCCUCUCAUCACUAAAGCUGCAAAGAAGCAGGGUGGUCACCGGGAGAAAUGUGGCUCCUCAAGUUUCUGUGAUGUUCCAGUGCUUGGAGAUCAGGGAAUCUACAAGGCCAUCCAUGAACUGGACAUUCUCCUUCCCUGGAUUCAGGCCUACAUACAAACCAUCAUAUGA